AAACAAAACCAAAAAUCAACUUCACCGCCCACUUUAAAGCAAGCAAGUAAUAUAAACUUGUGGCGGUGUUUACCGUUGGCUUUCUUUCUUAUUAAUUCUCCCUUUGUUUCAUUUCUUCAUUUCUUUGUCCCAAGUUAUCAAACUAUAAUCCCACUUCUUCUUUGAUUUGGUUUUACAAAAAAAGAAGCUAUAUAAUUUCACCUACCCAUUAACAAUCUUUGAUUCGACAAUGUGCUUUUUGUUCUUGACCAUUUAAAUCUUCUAAGCAAGUAUUGAUUCUUUCUGAUUUUUUCAUUGUGAAUAUUCUCUUUUUCCCUACUUUACAUUCUGUUUUGCAUAGGUUCUUUUCUUAGCUCCCUUCAAUUGCAUUCAAUCAAGAAUCAAAUUCUCUACUUAAAUUCCAAUAGGAUAUCUUUACUUCUUGGAGUUAUUCUUCAAUGGAGAACUUUGUGAAGCCAGAGUUCUUCUCUCUUCUUCAUCAAGAAUACCCCACAAAUCACAAGAUUAUGGCUAAUUCAAGUAUGUAUCAAUUUGCCGAAUCUACAAGUUCAAGCAAUAAUGACGUGGAAGAUCCAGAAGUUUCUGAUUCAGAGAGUUCUGUUGUUGGUUCGGAACAUCAAGAAAGAACCACUGGUUUGAUGAGAAUUGAUGAAGGUGACAGGUUACAUGGAAUUAUAAGCAAGAAGUUAUUAUCUGGUUUGGGUUGUUUUGAAUCAUCAACGCAAGUUACGGCAAUUCAUAAAGAAACUUGCUCUAGUUUCACCAAGCAAGCGAAACUUCAAUCUUUGGUUAUUUUUUCUAAAGCUGUGGAGAAGAAAAAUGGAGGAAAUGCUAAUGUGAAGUAUGCUUGGUUUGGAGCUUCGAAAGAUGAGAUUAACAACAUAUUAUCACAUGGUUUUUCUCAUCCAUUGAAUAAUGGAGCUUAUUCUCAAGCCAUAUGCCUUUCUCCUGAUGAUAAUCCUCUCGAUUGUCUGCAAACUGCUGUUCCUGAUAAAAAUGGGAUAAGGCAUCUAUUGCUUUGUCGUGUGAUAUUGGGAAAAAGUGAAGUUGUUCUCCCUGGAACAGGACAGUGUCAUCCAAGUUCUGAAGAAUUUGAUACAGGGGUUGAUAAUUUACUUUCUCCUAGAAAGUAUAUUGUGUGGAGUAGUCACAUGAACAGUUAUGUCUUCCCAGAAUUUAUGGUCAGUUUCAGAGUUGCACCUCAUGUCAAAGAGUCUCAAAGGAAUGGAGUUCCUAUUAGAAAUCCAAAAUCACCUUGGAUUACAUUUCCUUCACUGAUAUCUGCUCUAUCGAAAUUCUUGCCGCCUCACACUGUCAAAUUGAUUACGAAAUAUCAUAGCGAUCACAAGGAGAGGAAGAUCACAAGACGAGAUUUGAUUCAGCAAGUGAGGAAACUAGCAGGAGAUGAGUUGUUAACUGCAAUCAUCAAGUCCUGCAAGAAUAAGCAUAACAAAGGAUCACCUGGAAACUCAUCCAGCACCAGCUCAAUUAAAUCUGACCAAAGAGAUGGAAGAUGUUGUGCUUGCCGAAAGAGUUGAAUAAUUUUCUGGACGAAUAUAUGGAUGGAAGCAGAGAUAAUGAAACGUUGUAAGAUCGACACCUACUAACCAAAGCUAAAUGUGUGACACAAAGGAGGACUAGCUGCUGUGAUUCAUGCGAUGAAAAUGAUAUCUUCUGACAAAUUAGUCUUUGACGUUUAGCUCAAUUCCCCUCUAACCUGUGUUGCUGUAUCUCUUCACACGCUGUUUUUUGCUUUGUACCCCAAAGUUGUCUUAGAGCAACAGUGUCUACCACCAAUGUAAUAGAUAGUUGUAAUAGUUGAUCAAUUCUUGUUGAUGGAAGAGUAAACACCAAAUUACUAUCCAA
Molecule: messenger RNA, 1866 nt
Organism: Lycium ferocissimum
Lineage: Eukaryota; Viridiplantae; Streptophyta; Magnoliopsida; Solanales; Solanaceae
Product: probable inactive poly [ADP-ribose] polymerase SRO5
Exons: 5
Coding region: 438-1538 (366 amino acids)
Molecular function (GO): NAD+ poly-ADP-ribosyltransferase activity
Source: RefSeq, a predicted model, not a curated record